CGUAACUGAAUGUGGGCGUUCCUGACUGAUCUCACGAUAUUUCUGCCUUGGAGACAAGAAUGUUUACCCUGGAUACAGGAAGCGACAAGCGAUUUAACUCCCAGGUAACCACUACAUUCAUGGAAGAGUCCGAGGGUCCACAGUCGGUGUGGAAUCUUAUCGUGCAGUAUGUCCCAGAGUCAGAACUCCCAGAAAUCCGUGGCUUGCUUGGAGAUGCUUUGAUUGACACAUACAAAGAGAUGUAUUCUGAGGUGACCAUGUGGCAGGAGAUUCGGCAGACGGCGCGAGGCAGUAAACAGGUCAACAGCCCGAGGCCCCCUCGGUCCCCCCUGGCUGACCCUCCUGCCGUCAAGGAGCUGCUGAAAGCUGAGAUCCAGCUGCUGCUGAGCACCGUGAGACUGAGAGCAGAACAGGAGGGCAGGGAUGGAGACGCUGACCUGUUCCGGUACAGCCCUGCUGUGGUGAAUUACGCCUUGGAUGCCCCUGGCUACCGCAGUGACUCUGGGACCCAUUUGAUCCGGAGCCAGCCGCCAGACAGGCCCUGUUCGCUGAGCUCCACUACGGGCCAGGGCAGCGUCGACGCCGUGAGACACGAGCUGAAUGUCACCCACAUAGAUGACGUCGUCGCCCGCCUGAGAUCAGUCCUGACAGAGGAAUGCGAGGCACUGAAAAGCCAUGUGCAAUUUCUCCAGGAGUGUGUGGAACAAGAGCGCCAGACACAGCGUGAUGUCUCGGAGACUCCGGAGCCCUCUGUUACGGAGCUGAAGGAGGCCAGGAGAGCCAUCCAGAUGGAUCUGAAAAGGCACUGUCUCAGUCCCAUCUACCAUCCCCCGUGCCCUGUGGAAACCAGCUUUUCUAGAACCUCCAGGUUGACGGAUUUCACUGCAGAGGAGACGGAGCGACACUGUGAACCACCUCCUCCACAGUACCGGCCAAGUCCGCCGCUAGUGGAAGCGACAGGCGGAACUCCUCCACUGAACAGGGCUCGAGGCCAGCCGCGCUGCUCAUCCCACCCCCGUGAACACAGCCCUCUGCAAAGCUCUGAACGUGAACGUCCACGGACUCCCAGACGGAGCACCGAGGCUUCCAGUCCCUGCGACAGAGGACUCACCGCCCAGGAUGGGUUCCGACACCUACCGGGUCUUGUCCGCUCCUUUAGUACACUGCCCACAGUUGGACUCAACCCCAGCCCUGCCUCGGGUGCCGCGGGCAUCAAGGCCAGAACCAGCAAGACUUCUGUUCAGCCCGUCACUGAGGGAUAUUUGAAACUUGAUGACUCAGACUCUGCGAUCAUCCAGACUUUUUUGUUCCCUAGCGGGCACCGUCCUCUAGGCCCCUCCUUACAGCGACUGUGGACCGAAGGGCGCCAUGUGCAGGUGUGCCCUGCCAACAUGUUCCUCCCUGCGCCCCCAGCAGUGCAGAGGCCAGCCAGCAGGGGGCGGAGUGUGGCCAGGCGCCUGAGUUCGCCGCAGGGAGACAGCAUGGUUAGCACCUUGUGAACCUGAAUGUGUUACUACAAAAGAGGGUACUCUGAUACUGUGACCUGCUGCUGUCAGAUACAUGCAUGUUACUCCUGAAAGGGGACAUUUUGCAAACCAGUGUCUCACCAGAGCUUAACUGGUGAGACACUUCCGGAAUGUUGGGAAGAAUUGUGAGUGUAUACAGUGGUUAGAUAACGUCUUCGACAUGGAAACACAGGGAUGUCAUAUGUACGGUCAUUUUCCUGAGCCUCAUAGUAUAGUACACGUCUUGAUGCCUUAGCAAUCAUUCACAUUUCAUCUACCUACUUCAACCAUGUAGUAAAUGGAUUUGAGCAAAUGUUUGUAUGCCUGUAACGCAGGUUUUAAUAAUUCUGAUCUGCUUUUUAUAAAUAUAACCUAGAAGUAACCUAUUCAGAAAUAGAAAACUGAGUGUUGUGUAACAAAAGAUUGAACUUCAAACACGCCGGCGUGAUCUUUAAAAUAGAUUUUAUUUACCAUUUGUAAUUGGACAUUUUACGAUAUACAGCUGACAUGACUAAAACAAUUCAAUGGAUUUUGGCCCUAAGGUUCAAGAAACGUGGUUAGAUAUAAGUGAUAA
Molecule: messenger RNA, 2079 nt
Organism: Esox lucius (northern pike)
Lineage: Eukaryota; Metazoa; Chordata; Actinopteri; Esociformes; Esocidae
Gene: ccdc24
Product: coiled-coil domain containing 24
Exons: 9
Coding region: 60-1499 (479 amino acids)
Source: RefSeq, a predicted model, not a curated record